Penicillium atrosanguineum is the source of this 2202-nucleotide messenger RNA. It is a transcript of the gene prm1, whose product is annotated as pheromone-regulated protein PRM1. Lineage: Eukaryota; Fungi; Ascomycota; Eurotiomycetes; Eurotiales; Aspergillaceae. The transcript has a single exon. Bases 1 to 2202 code for a protein of 733 amino acids. Gene Ontology annotation, cellular component: mating projection tip. The record is from RefSeq and is a predicted model, not a curated record.
AUGGUCUUCUCACAAUCCAGGCGAGCGAUAUUUCCAUUGCUGCCACCAUAUGGCCCUCACGACCCCAGCAACGGCCGCAUCAUUCCCUUGCAUCCGGAUGGCCUCACCCCAUAUCUCGGAUUGCGGGCUCGACUAUCACAAGUAUGGAUCAAUCGCUGGACGAUUUUGCUGCUACUUGUACUUGUACGCAUCUUGUUAGCUAUCGGCAGCAUACAAAAUGACAUGGCUUCUGCCAAGCGUGAGGCACUGUCGGCAUGCACAUCGGUUGAAUCCAUGGGAAGCGCCAUGGCAUCAAUGCCACAUUACCUCGCUGAUGGCACCAACGAUCUUGUAGCCUCUGGGAUCGAAGAUUCUGUCAAGGCCUUGAAGUCCAUGAUCACGCUUACCAUCACAGGUGUCGAGGAGAUCGUUAUUUUCAUUUUGAAAAUCAUGUACCAGACCUACCUCUGUCUGAUCACCCUGGCUGUUCGAAGCACUGUUUCAGUGGGUGUCGGUCUCAUUGAAGAUGUUGCAGAUGCUGUGAACACCACCCUCCACACUAUCAGCUCAGACAUCCAGAGCACCGUCACCACAUUUGAAAGCGGGCUGGAUGAUGUUAUCAAACUUGUCAACAGCGCCACAAGCCUCCUCGGCGCUAGCAUACCAACCUUGAAUCUGAAUAGUUCCAUUUCCGCCCUCGACGACUGGUCAAUCUCAUCAUCCUUUGACAAGAAGCUGGAUGAGCUGAACAGCACUAUUCCGAGUUUCACCACAGUGGAAAAUUACACAGAAAAUCUUAUCAGACUCCCAUUCGAUGAAGUCAAGAAACUGAUCAACGAAUCGCUCGGAAAUUACACCUUUGACCGCUCUGCCCUUUCAGUGCCAGCCAAGAAACAGCUGUCAUUUUGUAACGACAACGAUGGGAUCAACAGCUUUUUCGAUGGAGUGACCGAUGCCGCGAUUACCGCGCGGAAAAUCUUUAUCAUCGUCAUUCUCAUCGCAGCAGUUCUAGCUUGCGUGCCCAUGACCUGGCAAGAGAUUCGGCGAUGGCGACAGAUGAAGGAACGCUCCGAGCUCGUCCGAAAGGAGGCCCAUGACCCUAUGGACGUGGUUUACAUUGUCUCACGCCCAUAUACCGCAGCCGCCGGAAUUAAAGCAGCAAGCCGCUUUAGCAACAGCCGUCGGCAGAUCCUCGUCCGCUGGGCAAUCGCAUACGCAACUUCAGUACCUGCACUGUUCGUUCUUGCCAUCGCCACCGCCGCUCUACUCGCCUGUCUCUUCCAAUACAUCAUCCUCCGAAUAAUCUCCAAGACCAUCCCAGAGCUCAGUACCGAAGUUGGCGCCUUCGCUGACAAAGUUGUCGACGCGCUCCAAAACUCCUCGGCAGAAUGGGCGAACGGCGCCAACAGUGCCAUCACCAGCUUCGACACCGAACUAAACACCAAUGUCUUUGGAUGGGUCAAUAUGAGCACUUCCGCGAUAAACAACACGCUUAACGCCUUCGUCGAUAAAACGCAAAGCAUCCUCAAUGAAACAUUCGGAGGGACCCUCCUCUACGAGCCCGUGGAAGGCAUCUUCGAGUGUCUCAUUGGACUGAAAGUCAUGGGCGUCCAAAAGGGUCUCACCUGGGUCUCUGAUCACGCGCACAUCGAUUUCCCCCUUCUACCGAAUGACACUUUCUCCAAGGGCGCCGCAGCAAGUAUCAACAAUACCUCCGACCCAUCAGACAGCUUCCUCGCUGACGCAGGUGACGAGACUUCCAACAAGAUCACCGAAGUCGUCGUGGCCGUCAUUAACAAACUCGAGGAAGCCCUGCGCCAAGAGACUAUCAUCGCCGCCGUCAUCCUCCUACUCUGGGUUUUCAUUGCCUUAAUAGGCUUCUCGCGCGCCCUUAUCCUCUGCUGGGGCCGCGAUCGUAACCGUGGCGAAGGCGGUGGUCAUGCUAUGGACCCAAUACCCGACCAUUCUGGUCCUGGUCCUGCCCCAGGAGGAUUCGACGACGUUCCUCUCACUGCAAUUCCUAAGAAUACUCUCGGGUCUGUCCAUGCGGUUCCUCAGUAUGAAAAUGCCGCAGAUAUCCCUGCUGUUCGGAGUGAGACUGUAUACCCCAAUGAGAAGGUUGGGUUUGCAGGGCAAAGGGAUUACGACGCGGCAUUGCAGGUUGAUACAGCGCCUGCUUUGAGGAGGAGCAAUUAUGUUGAGUACAAUGAUGCGAAGGGUUGA